CAUCAGCACCGUCACCCCUAGUCAGAAUCAAUUGUAACCUCUCAUUUCUGUUGUCAUUGUAAUAGAGUUGAGAAGAAAGCAUCAAAAAAUUAUUCAUAAUUUUCAAAAAGCUCCACCAAAGAAGAAAAUACUCCUGAGAUCUCAACAACUGGCCUAUCGUAAAUCCAUUAACUUCACAAAAUGGACGUAUUUCUCAUGAUCAGGAGGAAGAAGAUGACUAUUUUUACAGAUGCUAAGGACAACACAACUGUACUUGAGCUGAAGCGAAUCAUUGAAGGAAUCCUGAAAAUUCCACCGGCGAAUCAGCAAUUGUUUAAUAAAGAGAAUGUACAGAUGUCAGAUAGUAAAUAUUUAUCUGAUUACGGUCUUACGGCUGCAUCAGCGAAAGCACAGUGUCCAGCUCUAGUGGGAUUAGCAAUACGUCAAGAGAAUGGACAAUUUGAGAAUCUCGAGAUUACGGCGUUCUCGCUGCCACCCGAUCUACCCGAUGUCAUGAAAUCACAGGAGGCAAAUGGCCAAGAACAGUCUCCCUGAAGUUCACCCAUGAUCUGCACGAUCAUUAUCAACAAAAAAGCCCUUAUUAAUAAAUAACAAAGCUCUUCACUUCGUUAAGUUCUUGAUAUAAAAAAAUUACUAAAUAAAGUUAAUUGAUGUAAAACAUCGAAUUCUUUCCUGUUUGUAUUGAGCAUAGGAACUCACUGCAAAAUAUUUGCACUGUAAUACACAAACUCUAUUAUCAGCCGAAUUAUGUUUUUUAUGAGAUCAAUGAUAUUGAUUGGACUCCAGGACUUUGAGACUCUUCGGAGCUAAAUUUUCCGCUUGUUUCGACUUAAUAAUUUAUUGUGAUUGGUUUAAGUAAUUAACUCACUGGAGCCAUACAUUUUUCAAUUUGUGAUAUAAUAGAAUAAUUAACAAUUAAAA
This is a messenger RNA of Fopius arisanus, 921 nucleotides long. It is a transcript of the gene EloB, whose product is annotated as elongin B. Gene Ontology annotation, biological process: transcription elongation by RNA polymerase II. Gene Ontology annotation, cellular component: elongin complex; VCB complex. The transcript is spliced from 3 exons. The coding region runs from base 181 to 534 and encodes 117 amino acids. Gene Ontology annotation, molecular function: protein binding. The record is from RefSeq and is a predicted model, not a curated record. NCBI's taxonomy places the organism in Eukaryota, Metazoa, Arthropoda, Insecta, Hymenoptera, Braconidae.